Molecule: messenger RNA, 222 nt
Organism: Protopolystoma xenopodis
Lineage: Eukaryota; Metazoa; Platyhelminthes; Monogenea; Polystomatidea; Polystomatidae
Source: the annotation of a GenBank genome assembly
AUGCGGCACUUGGGAAAGGAAAGUCUUGGUUACACGCACACUUUACCGUUUGUCCCAAAUGCAGACCAGACUUGGGGUGGAGGGCAAGAAGAACCAGUCAGCCCGCCGCGUGUGUCAGGCCCGAGGUGUACCCGACGGGCUGGGAGGCAUUGCCUUAAAGACUCUGUGAAGGCGGCCCGAAGGCCUUGUGAUUUGCGCAGUGGAUCAGUGGAAAGUGUGUGA